Salvia miltiorrhiza (redroot sage) is the source of this 3962-nucleotide messenger RNA. Its product is annotated as pentatricopeptide repeat-containing protein At4g13650. Gene Ontology annotation, biological process: RNA modification. The transcript is spliced from 4 exons. Bases 265 to 3306 code for a protein of 1013 amino acids. The record is from RefSeq and is a predicted model, not a curated record. NCBI's taxonomy places the organism in Eukaryota, Viridiplantae, Streptophyta, Magnoliopsida, Lamiales, Lamiaceae. Gene Ontology annotation, molecular function: protein binding; RNA binding; zinc ion binding.
UCGACUACAAUUUCAUCAAAUCUAAAGUGCAAUAGAGUUAAGUUGUAGUUACGUCUAAUUUAGCCCAAAAGAAUUUAGCUCAUCCCCGCGGCCUCUCUUCAUCUCGUUUUUCUAUUCCUCACAAAUUUGGAUUCGAACAAGUUUCUCCGACUCUGAGCGAGUGUGGAAUUCGGAACAAAAUAAUAACGAUUCUCAUUUUUCUCAAUCACUAAUGCCCGAGAUUGCUCCUGAAUCGUGGAGGAGUGAGUGAAGGGGAGUGAUUGGAUGUUGCUCGCUCGACGUGGCUACUUUCCACACUUUUCCUUGCAACGAUUUCGAUUAGUAGCUUCAGCGAACUUCCUCUGCAAGGAAAUUCGUAAAAAUCAUCGAACUUACCAUGUGGGUGUUCUAGAGCAAUGCCUGGAGAUCAGAGACUCUCCAGAUGCCAAGUUUGAAGGGGAAAACUUGAAAACGGAGCUGUGUGAAAACGAUGAAGUUUCUGGCGGGCUUUUCAAUCUGAGUACACCUGCAAAAGAGUUAAAUGUUUCAGAUGUAUUGAAUGAUCUUUCACGAUGUAGAAAUUUGAGCUUCUACGAUAAAACAAAACCCUUCUAUGUUGGGAGGGAUUCAUACAGGGAGGUAUUGAAUAUUUCACGAGAACUUGACAAGAUAGUUACUCUAGAUGAUGGCUCCGUGGCAAAUAUUCUGCAGGCUUGCAUUGGUGUUAAAGUUUCUUUUCACUUUGUUCAACUGCUUCACGCUAAGAUCAUCCGUUGCGGUUUCAGUACAACCCCUCAUGUUUGCAAUCCUUUGAUUGACUUAUACCUGAAGAAUGAAUAUGUAGAUUCUGCAGUUCAUAUUUUUAAAAGCAUGCGUGCGAGGGAUAGUGUGUCUUGGGUUGUCAUGAUAUCAGGCUUGUCUCGUAAUUGUCAUGAAUUGGACAGUAUCCAGCUUUAUAGUGAGAUGCGAAGGUUAGGAGUAUUUCCAACUCCAUAUGUUUUUUCAAGUAUUAUAAGUGCCUGCACUAAGAUAAGCUUGUAUGGAGUAGGUCAACAACUUCAUGCUCUAAUAUGCAAGUGGGGGUUCUCGUCAGAGGUCUAUGUAUGCAACUCUCUUGUCUCGCUUUAUUCUAGAUGUGGAAACUUAACAUCCGCUGAACUGAUUUUUAGUGAAAUGCAGCAAAGGGACAAAGUUUCAUACAACACUCUUAUUUCAGGGUUCUCUAUGCAAGGAUCAGUUGGUAAGUCCAUCGAAUUGUUUGAGAAAAUGCAGACUGAGUCCUUAAAACCAGAUAGUGUUACAGUUGCAAGUUUACUGGGCAGUUGUGCUUUAAUGGGGGAUCUUCAUAAGGGAAUUCAAUUGCAUUCGUAUGCAAUCAAGGCAGGUAUGUGUGUGGAUAUCAUCAUAGAGGGUUCUUUGCUAGACCUUUAUGUAAAAUGUUCUGAUGUUAAAACAGCUUAUAAACUCUUCCUUACAACGCAAACAGAUAAUGUGGUGCUAUGGAAUGUGAUGCUAGUGGCGUAUGGACAGCUAGGCGAUCUUCACGAGUCUUUCAACCUUUUUUCACAAAUGCAAAUUAAGGGCUUGAGACCUAACCAAUACACAUAUCCUAGCAUUCUAAGAACAUGCACUUCUGUUGGAGCACUUGAUCUAGGACAGCAAGUUCAUACCCAAGCUAUAAAAACUGGAUUUCAGCCAAAUGUGUAUGUCUGUAGUGUGCUUAUAGAUAUGUAUGUCAAAAAUGGUGAACUAGAAACUGCCAUGAAAAUUUUCAGACGUCUUAAUGAAGAUGAUGUAGUUUCUUGGACAGCUAUGAUCUCUGGAUUUGCUCAACAUGACAUGUUUGCUGAAGCUAUUAAACUUUUUGAGGAAAUGCAAGAACGAGGGAUUCAAACAGAUAAUAUAGGAUUAGCAAGUGCUAUUAGUGCUUGUGCUGGAAUUCAAGCUCUAAAACAAGGACGUCAAAUUCAUAGUCAGUCUAUUGUCUCUGGCUAUUCCUCAGAUAUAUCAGUUGAAAAUGCACUUGUAUGUCUCUAUGCUAGAUGUGGUUGUAUACAAGAGGCACACUUGACAUUUGAGAAAAUGCAUUCUCGAGAUAACGUUUCGUGGAAUGGUUUGAUAUCAGGAUUUGCACAGAGUGGAAAACACGAGGAGGCACUGAAGGUCUUCACUCAUAUGACUCAAGCUGGAGAGGAGGAGGCUAAUAUGUUCACCUAUGGCUCUGCUAUUAGUGCAGCUGCAAAUUUGGCACAUGUGAAACUAGGUAAGCAAAUUCACGGCAGAACAAUUCAAACAGGGCAUCAUAGCGAGACAGAAGUGUGCAAUGUGUUAGUUACAUUGUAUGCAAAGUGUGGAUGCCUUGAUGAUGCCAAGAGGGUGUUCGUGGAGAUGCCUCAGAAAAAUGAAAUUUCAUGGAAUGCAAUGAUUACUGGUUAUUCUCAACAUGGAUAUGGUAGGAAAGCUAUAGAGCUCUUUGAGCAUAUGAACAUGCUUGAGCUAAAGCCAAAUCAUAUAACGUAUGUUGGGGUUUUGACUGCCUGUAGCCAUGUAGGAUUGGUGGAGGAGGGGCUUAGUUACUUCAGAUCCAUGAGUGAACAACAUGGUUUAGUACCCAAACAAGAACACUAUGCUUGUGUGGUCGAUAUUCUGGGGAGGGCAGGUCAACUUGGCCGUGCAGAAGCAUUCAUGCAAUCUAUGCCAAUUGAACCAGAUGCUAUGAUCUGGAGGACCUUCUUAAGUGCUUGCACAGUUCACAAAAAUAGAGAUUUUGGUGAAGUUGCAGCAAAGCAUCUCUUGGAGUUAGAACCUAACCACUCUGCUACUUAUGUUCUCACGUCGAACAUGUAUGCUGUUACCGGUGAAUGGGAUCAUCGGGAUCAUACAAGGCUCCUCAUGAGAAACAGAGGCGUGAAGAAAGAGGCUGGUCGUAGUUGGAUUGAAGUGAAAAAUUCAGUCCAUGCAUUUUUUGUUGGUGAUAGACUCCAUCCUCUUGCAGAUGAGAUUUACAACUACUUGGAUGAACUAACCGAGAAGGUGGCCGCAAUUGGUUAUGUGCCAGAUCAAAAUAGCCUAUGGAAUGAGGUGGAGCUUAGGCAGAAGGACCCGGCUGCACACUUUCACAGUGAAAAGUUGGCUGUUGCUUUUGGACUUCUAAGUCUUCCCAGUAUCAUCCCCUUGCACGUCAUGAAGAAUCUGCGUGUUUGUAAUGAUUGUCAUAAUUGGAUUAAAUUUAUCUCCAAGGUGGUUGAUCGGACUAUCAUUGUACGGGAUGCCUACCGCUUCCAUCAUUUCCAAGAUGGAAGUUGUUCUUGUAAUGAUUAUUGGUAAACUGGGACAGACAUUACAGAAGAAUGAAAAGAUCUGCAACGUUCUUCCGUGGAUACUUUUCUAGCUGCUAUCUUCACACACUGAGAGGGAGCCUAGAAAGAUAUACUCUAUGCCUUGGAGUUUCAGAACUUAAUGCUAAGUAGCCUUGCUACAGAACUCAUGAAGUUUUCUCAGCUGCGGAUGGAGCGCCCUCGUCAAGCGUGGGUUCUGUCAUUACAACUAUGCCACAUAUAUUUCCCCUUGAAGAAAGGUCAGCAUAUGAUUGGUCGAGCUUGAGAAGGUUCAUUAUGCUCAAAGAGCUUGGACUGGAGGCGGCAUCACGCUACGGAAUCCGUGGCUUUGCAGCUCCGAGAGAAGUGUGAAAUGAUGAUGAAUAGUCGUUUUGGGUCUCUUACUGGAGUGCAGAUGUCCAUGGAGAUUUUGAGACUGUUGCUAUUCUUUAUAAACUAUUUGUCUGUUCGACAUGGGAAGAUUGGAGCUAGAGAUAGGGAUUGUGUGAUGAGUUGCUUCAGAAUAGUUUUGGAGCAUAUAACUUCGAAAGGUGUGCUAUUGCUUAAAUAUUGAAUUUUUGUAAUAAGAUUGGUGAUGAUUGAGUGUUGUGGUUUCUCACUGACCUCAUCUAUGUUUGAAACAAUUAGGGGGUGUUUUGUGGCCAU